Messenger RNA from Striga hermonthica, 1002 nucleotides. The record is from the annotation of a GenBank genome assembly. Lineage: Eukaryota; Viridiplantae; Streptophyta; Magnoliopsida; Lamiales; Orobanchaceae.
AUGGUUUAUCUUGUCAUAGUUUAUUAUGAUAUCACGACCGUCCAUCUCUUCAGCGCGAAGAAGACUCAUUCCUUCCGUCCCAUCCGGGAGGACGAGAUAGCCCAGUUUGUGGCCCGGAUUUCGGCCCGAAUAUCGACCAGGCCCGAAUCCCGAAACCAGGCUGUCAACUUGAGCGAGAUGGCUAUUGAGCUCGGGAGCACGUUGAUAUGCCGGAUCGCGUUCGGGAAGAGGUACGAAGAGGGUGGGCCCGAGAUGAGGAGAUUCGACGGGCUCUUGAAACGGGCCCAGGGCGUGAUGGCUGCUUUCUACGUCUCGGAUUAUUUUCCCGCGUUUGGAUGGGUGGAUAGAUUGUGUGGGUCGGUGGGUCGGCUGGAAAGGGCUUUCCGGGACUUGGAUUCUUUUUAUCAGGAGCUUAUCGACGAGCAUCUGGGCCCGAAUCGGCCCGUGACUAUGAAGGAUGAUAUUCUUGAUACUUUGAUCCAGCUUAAGCAGAGCAAAACUUGUUCUGUUGACUUCACCUGGGAUAACAUCAAAGGACUUUUAAUGAACAUAUUUAUAGCGGCAACAGAUACGAGCUCGACAUCGAUCAUUUGGACCAUGACGACUCUAAUAAAGGCGCCACAAGUGAUGCACAAAGUACAAGCCGAGAUCAGAAACUUGAUUGGCAAGAGAGGAAAGGUAGACGAAGACGACUUGCCGAAGCUUUCCUAUAUGAAAGCGGUCAUAAACGAGGUUUUUAGAUUAUAUCCUCCGGCUCCAUUGCUCGUCCCACGAGAAACUAUAGAAAAAUGCACUCUAGAUGGAUAUGAAGUUCAACCUAAGACCAUUGUCUAUGUUAACGCAUGGGCGAUUGCAAGAGAUCCCGAGUUUUGGGAAAACCCGAAUGUGUUCUUGCCCGAGAGAUUCUUAGACAGCAAAAUCGAGAUAAAAGGACACGAUUUUGGUGUGGUCCCGUUUGGAGCCGGGCGAAGAGUUGUCCCGGGAUGUUUAUGGGGCUCGUGA